CCUCCACCCCCAGGUCAGGUGGCCGCCCUGAGUCAGCUGGCGGCGCGCGCACCGCGUGACCCGCGGCCACGUGACCCGCGCGGGCCCAGCCGCCAGUGCUGUAACCUCUUCCCAGCCGCGGGAAGCGUUUGUGACGAGAUGAAGCUCAUUAUCCUGGAACACUAUUCACAGGCCAGUGAGUGGGCGGCCAAGUACAUUAGGAACCGCAUCAUCCAGUUUAAUCCAGGGCCUGACAAGUACUUCACCUUGGGGCUCCCCACCGGGAGCACACCACUUGGCUGCUACCAGAAGCUGAUUGAAUACUAUAAGAAUGGUGAUCUUUCCUUUAAAUAUGUGAAAACCUUCAACAUGGACGAGUAUGUGGGUCUUCCUCGAGAGCACCCAGAGAGCUAUCACUCCUUCAUGUGGAAUAAUUUCUUCAAGCACAUUGACAUCCACCCUGAAAACACCCACAUUCUGGAUGGGAAUGCGGCUGACCUGCAGGCUGAGUGUGACGCCUUUGAGGACAAGAUCCAGGCUGCAGGUGGGAUCGAACUCUUUGUUGGAGGCAUCGGCCCCGAUGGACACAUUGCUUUCAAUGAGCCAGGCUCCAGUCUGGUGUCCAGGACCCGUGUGAAGACGCUGGCCAUGGACACCAUCCUGGCCAAUGCUAGAUUCUUUGACGGUGAUCUUGCCAAGGUGCCCACCAUGGCCCUGACAGUGGGUGUAGGCACUGUGAUGAAUGCUAGAGAGGUGAUGAUCCUCAUCACCGGUGCUCACAAGGCCUUUGCUCUGUACAAGGCCAUUGAGGAGGGCGUGAACCAUAUGUGGACCGUGUCUGCCUUCCAGCAGCAUCCCCGAACCGUGUUUGUGUGUGAUGAGGAUGCCACCUUGGAGCUGAAAGUGAAGACGGUUAAGUAUUUCAAAGGUUUAAUGCUUGUUCAUAACAAGUUGGUGGACCCCCUGUACAGUAUCAAGGAGAAGGAAAUUCAGAAAAGCCAGGCUGCUAAGAAGCCAUACAGCGACUAGCUUGUGCCAAGUCACUGAGUACGUCUGAGGGAGACAAGCAGGUCUUUCUGGAAAUUGUAAGAGAGUAGAAUUAAUUUGUUUCAGUCUGUAUGGUUGCUGCAGAUCCUUGGCUAGGCCCAUCCUGGCUGGGAGUUUAGCUAUGGGGAACAUUGUAGCCUAAGUUUCUCUGGUCCCGCCUGGCCCCACAGUCCUGCAGCCACUUAUAAAAUAAUAGUUCAGAGGCUUAAUAUUAUUUGCGAAUUAUAUGGCCUACAGGUCAGGCUUCUUGCUAGCUAGCUCUUAUAACUUAAUUCAACCCAUUUCUAUUAAUCUUUACGUGGCCAUGGAGUUACCUGUCUGCUGGCAUCUUGUUCCUACUUCAUUGGCAUGCUGGCAUCUCCUAGACUCCACCCUUCUUCUCUCGGCUUCAGUUUGAAUGUACUAUCUAACCUUAUCCUGCCCUGCCUCACCUUAUCCUGCUCUGCCUCUGGGCCUAGAGUCUCCCAGUCACUUUUCCCUGUGUCCUGUAGAAUGUCCAGCAGUCUCUGUGAAGCAGAAACCUGAAGGACCAUUUCACCUUGUUUUGGCAAAAUUCAGUGAUCAUUUUCCUAUGGGCCCUGUAUGUCCAGUUUAUACAACAUAUUAUCAAGCAGUCCAGGCAGGAGCAGUUUCUUGGCCAUAAAGAAAGCAAACUCCAUGUGGAGUUUCUUCAGUGCCCAUCAUCCUCUUUGAAGUAAUUGGUGCUGUCAGGAGCAGACAUGUCUCAUUGUCCAGAGAAGUCUAAGUUUUUAAAACGUAUAACUUUCACCCUUCUUUUGCAGUACUGGGGUUUGAACCCAGGGCUUUGCACAUGCCAGACAAGUGCUCUACUAACCGGGCUAUGUCCCCAAGCUUCUGCCCCUUUUAUGAUUUUUUUGUAACAAUAGAGAUCUCCAUCGUUGGCUGUCAUUAUACCCAAGUGAGGACUCUGAGCUUUCCUUCAGGCCCUACACACACGGCCAACACACUCCAUCAAGAAGUCCUGUCUGUGUGUGCACUUGCUCUUGAGUGGGCAGGGCUUUAUUAGGGCGUGUGCACUUUGGACACGACCCUUCUGGAGUCCUGAGACCCCCUCUUCUGCAGGCCAGCCCAUUGAGAAUCUUUGUUCGAAAGAACACAACUUCCAGAAUUAAGCACAAGGAAGCACCCCUUCCUGUAGGAACCAAGUUCCUCAGGGAGAAGCCCUUGCUCCCCUUCCCUGGACCUUUUUUCCUGCCAUCAACAGGUAGCUUUCUGUAAACAGACUUUCUGGGUAGGUUUGGGCAUGGAGGGCGCUAAAGUGGCUUUCACGGAUAAACUCAAAGCUUCCAAAGUCCAGCCAUGUCUUGUUCUCUCUCAAGAUUCCAACAGGAGAAAGGUGAAAGCCCUUUCCCCACCAGAGCUGUGUUUUUCUCAAAAGAUUCUUACACACUCCCUAGUAAGGAGGUCCACUUGGGUAGUAAACACGGUCGUGAUCUCAGUGUUAUUUACCCAAGAUGGAGAGCUGGCACCUGCACAUACGUGUCCUGUGCUCUCCUGCUUCCUCAGAGCUGAGUAACAAGAUUAUACACACGCUAGUACUGUCUCCUCUAAAUCACCCUGUCAUUCCCACCUCUCAGGUUUUCGAGGUAUCCCCGAUGGUCUCAGAGCAUCAGAGAUACAACCCUUCGCCCACUUGACCUUCAAGCCCCCUUCCCAGGCUUCUCUGCUCAGCCUGUGUUUAUAUUCUCCAGCCUCUGUGGAGUUGCCGCUGCCUCCUCCUCUGUCUUUGUGCCUGUCUGAAGCAACGGUUGCCUGUUCCCAGAAGAGGUUUUUGAGAUCCUGGCCCAGGCCCCUCUAGGAGUACUGUGUUUAGUACCAGCAUUUUGUUUAGUUCUUAUACGUGAUUGUGCUGUUAUUCUUUGUUAAGCUAAUGGAUCAAUAGAUUUGUUUACAAUGUGAUAUUUUCUAUUAAAUCUAAUAUUUUCAAAUAAAUUAUGUCAUUUGUGAA
Messenger RNA from Peromyscus californicus insignis, 2995 nucleotides. It is a transcript of the gene Gnpda1, whose product is annotated as glucosamine-6-phosphate deaminase 1. NCBI's taxonomy places the organism in Eukaryota, Metazoa, Chordata, Mammalia, Rodentia, Cricetidae. Gene Ontology annotation, cellular component: cytoplasm. Gene Ontology annotation, biological process: N-acetylglucosamine catabolic process; D-glucosamine catabolic process; carbohydrate metabolic process. Gene Ontology annotation, molecular function: glucosamine-6-phosphate deaminase activity; identical protein binding. The transcript is spliced from 7 exons. The coding region runs from base 139 to 1008 and encodes 289 amino acids. The record is from RefSeq and is a predicted model, not a curated record.